UACCAGAAUAUUCGGAACAAUUAGAGACUUAUUUAAAAAAAUACAAGAUAAAGCAAUUUGAUUAUUUGCAAUGUAGUGACAUUAAACGUAUUGGUACGGGAGGUUAUGCAAUUGUAUAUUCUGCCAGUUUUGAAGGACAUAAGUAUGCAUUAAAAAGUCUAAACGUUAACUUGAGUUUCGAAGAAAAAGAGUUCAAAAUUUUUAAGCGUGAGCUUAAAUGCCUUUAUAUGGUUAAUCAUCCUAAUAUCAUAAAAUUUUAUGGAAUCUCUAAGAGUAAGAAUUUCACAAUUGAAUUUAAUGAAAAUCCAAAAAAUUUACUAGAUUGA
Scutellospora calospora is the source of this 326-nucleotide messenger RNA. The record is from the annotation of a GenBank genome assembly. NCBI's taxonomy places the organism in Eukaryota, Fungi, Glomeromycota, Glomeromycetes, Diversisporales, Gigasporaceae.